Molecule: messenger RNA, 2115 nt
Organism: Klebsormidium nitens
Lineage: Eukaryota; Viridiplantae; Streptophyta; Klebsormidiophyceae; Klebsormidiales; Klebsormidiaceae
Source: the annotation of a GenBank genome assembly
GGAAUUCGUGCCCAGACCUACCUCCGCAAACUUCGGUCGCGUGAGCUGAGCUCACCAUGGCGGGGAAGCCUUAGGCUUGAACUUGUGUUGAAGCCCCAACUUCUUGAAUCGAUCUUUUCUGCAAGUGGCGCCACAUCAGCAAGGAGGAACGCCACUGCUCAUCAAGUUCUGUUUACAUCAUGAAGGGAUGCAAUGCUGACAGCACGCUAUGACGGAGGCAAAGCGGAAGCGCCUUUGCUGGGCCGUGUGCGCUUUGUUUCUCUUACUUGCAAGCGCGGCGGUGUGUUUCCAGCUCAUAGAAGACAUACAGCUGGCGUUCUCCUCCCAAUGGUCGGUGGUUUACCUGAGCCUGGACAACAGCUGGGUUAGGAGCGUUUCGGGCUACAAGAGCGCGCCAGGUGGCGCCCACGCAUUGGAAUAUGAAGAGAGGUUUAGGAGGUGGCCGGGGGACAAGACGUGGCUCGCCGACAAGUGUGGUAAUUGGCAGGAUGAGUACACCAAGUUGCACAACAGCAUCAUAAAUGGAACAUCGCCCCCCCGUUAUGCUGUCUCCUUGUACGUCGAAAAGACGGGCCUGGCCGACAAGCUAACCGGGAUCAUAACCGAGUUUUACUACGCACUGCUGACCCGGCGCGCGUUCCAGAUUACGCACGGGAACCAGCCCCCGUUUGAAGCAGCCUAUGACGCGCCUUUCAUAAACUGGACACGACCAAAUGACUUUGUUGAGCCAAACGGCCCCUUUUGGGGAUUGGUGAACAUGGACGAGGACAGCGUGGAGAUCUUCCGGACGCAGGAUCUGAGGGAGUUUCCGGAGGGGACAGCGGACGCAGAGACAGUGUACAUCCAGUCAAAUAGGGGGCGCACGCACGUGCUCUUUGAUAACCCGUUCCAUCGGCAGCAGCUAUUGGACUGGGGCCUGCGGCCGGACACCGCGUUUGCGUGCGCGUACCACUACCUCUUCUCGCUCACGGACCGCAUCUCGCCCGAGAUGAAGCGCGAGAUCAGCGUGCUUGAGGGAGCCAAAGACGCCCUCAAGAUUGGGAUUAUGGUCCGGGUCGGUGACCACGUGUUCAAGGGUGACGACGAUACCCCCCUCGAGACGGCCGCCGCUGACCUAGCCUGCGUGGAACAAAUUGAGGAGAACCGGCUCCGCUCGGGGCAACAAGUCCUCUGGUAUUUUCUUUCGGAGUCCCUCACGCUGCGGCAAAAAGUCAAGGAACGGUACGGGGACAAAGUGCUGACGAACACGGAGCGCGUCGCGAAGCACCCGGACUGCACGCUUAACGGCGAGAGCUGCGCUCAAGCGGAGCGCGACUCGGCGGCCGCGGGGCUCGUGUUCGGUGCGGCGCAGGUGCACGCGCUGGCGAUGACGGACGUACAGGUGUUUACUCGGGAUAGCGGCUUUGGGCGCAUCGGGGCGUGGCUGUCAGCGGUCAGCCACUGCCACCCGCUUGCGCUGUACGCCAUAGCUCAACGGCAGCCGCGCUCGUGUUCCAUCGGUUCCUCCGACGAUCUCCGAGCGUCGUCGCUCGAGUGGGCCGGGAUCUGACUCAUUCUUUGUUCGUCCGCUAUCUAAGAAGCCGUUUCUACGUUGUGAGGAUCGGAUCCUACAUUGGUGGAUCUUUCUGCGCCGGAAAGGCGUCGCGUCAAAUUGUGUAGAACGAGAACCGUGCUUUCGAGCUUGUGGUUAAUUUAUUGGUCUGUUGGAACUUUUGAGAACGAUAUGGAGGGUUAUCUCGAUUGAUAGAGGUGUCGAGCGAGGUCGGUGUCUAAGUUGCGCUAGUAUGGAUUUCAGUAGCUUUUAUUGCUCAUGUGUCUAGCAGCCGGUACCACAAUAACAAUUGAACCUAGUCGCUCAAUUUGAGUUUUGGGCCAAGGUAAACUUCAGAAUCCAACAAAGUGUGACCAUGUCGAUAAACCUUAUCCUAGCCAUCUGUCCAUGGCAAUGGUUGAAAGCACUGAAUCCAAUCCGAUGAUUGGCCAAUGGAUAAGGAGCGUUGGAGAUACUUCAGACUUGAGGCGAUUUUUGGAAUCAGCUGACGGGUGAGACAUUUACUAACGUGCAGCCACAUGCAGAUCUGAAUGUUGGAAGUCCGCCCGUUGUGUGGCUUGGUA